UGACAAAUUUGGAAGUUCAAUUUCUCUAGAGUUUUAAUUUUAUUACUUUUACUUUGUUUAAUUCGUUAGAAACGUUUAGCCCAUUACUUGAUGACACAAAAUGCGUCCAAAAAAGAAACCAAUACGAAUGGAGCGCAAUACGAAUUUGAACAAGGUGAGCAAAAACCUUAAAUUCAAACGAAAAGCGAAAGAGAUGAUGGAACAGCACCGGAAACAGGCCCUAUUGGAGAAGUCCUAUAGAGAAAAUGAAGAAACUAAAAUUGAUAACGUUGAAGGUACAAUUUUGGAAUUCAUUAAGGAUGAGUUCAAAAAUGAAAAUGAGCAAGAAAAUACAUUUGAUGAGCUUAUGGAUACUCUGUCUACGAAUGAGAAAAAAAAUAUGCCGGCAAAUGAUUUGUAUGAUGAGGAAUCAGAUGACGACGAAUCGAUCAACGCUGCCGAAGCAGACCCUGUAGAAGAAGACACCAUUGAAGAAAAUGCAGCAGAAAUUGAAGAAUUGGAACCGGUACAGGCGGAUGAUAUAUUUGCAAUGCAUUUUGAUUUUGAUCUACCGCUUGAAUGUAUUGAUAACCUGUGGUCCACACAAGCUAAUGUUGAGAAAAAAAUAAUUACAUGGCCUAACUUGGGCAUUAUUAAAAUUCAAAUACCCCAUCUUGAAUGUCAAGAGCAGCCAGCAAAUAUUCUAGAAUGGAGCAGUAGCUGUAAACAACUGAAUACGGAAAGUUUGAAGACGAUGGGCAUUAGAGCAACAAUACUAGAUAAUUUUUCAAGAGAGGUCACACCACUACAAUUAGAAGUUUUCCAAAUUCUUAAUCAUUACAAAGAUUUCUGUUACCCCAACGUGCCAAAGGACCAAAUAGAUAGCUUGCGAUUCUGUUACAGCGCACAUGUGCUGAAUCACAUGCUAAAAACACGUAAUCGCAUAUUGAAACACAGCAUGAAAUUAGCGUCUACACCAAAUCUAGUAACCAUACCAGAUAGCUAUCGAGAUCAAGGAUUGGCACGGCCUAAAGUACUCAUCAUAAUGCCGUUCCGGAAAUGCGCUUAUCAAAUAGUGACAAAUAUGGGCCUUCUUAUGUAUGGUAAAAAUAUGGAUGGCAAAAUAAUGAAUUACGCUCGUUUCACUGAUGAAUAUACUGGAGAUAGCUUACGUUUUCCGAAAAACAAACCGAAACCGGAGGACUAUAUGGAAACUUUCAAAGGCAAUAUAGAUGAUAAUUUUAAAAUUGGUGUUUCUCUAACCAAGAAGAACUUAAAACUCUACACCGAUUUCAAUGCGUCAGACAUAAUAAUAGCAUCGCCGCUGGGCUUACGAUUAGGUAUGGCUUCCAACAAUAAUGAAGCGGGUGCUUUUGAUUUCCUCAACUCCGUGGAAAUUCUAGUAUUGGAUAAGACAGAAAUGUUCCUAGCACAGAAUUGGGAAAACCUACUUCAUGUAGUAGAUCACUUACACUUGCAGCCACAAUCUUUAAGUAAUGUAAAUUUACAACGCGUUCGUCCUUGGUGUUUGAAUGGCUUAUGCCGUUUUUAUCGGCAAACCAUCGUACUUUCAUCACACGAGCUGCCUGAAAUACGUUCACUUUUCUCUAAUAAGUGCGUUAACUACAGCGGAAGGGUGUCUAUAUCGAAUCCGGUGCUACAAGGCGACAUCAACAAUGUCUUCGUCACAAUACCACAAAUAUUUCACUUAAUUGACACCACGAGUUUAGACUCCGUCUUUGAUUCACGUUUCCGAUAUUUUGUCAAAGAAAUACUACCACGUUAUAGGAAUCCUUCGUUUGCUCAUUGUAUGAUAUAUGUGCCUAGUUACUUUGACUAUGUACGCUUGCGCAACUACAUGAAAGCCGAAUCAAUAAGUUUUGCACAAAUAUGUGAAUAUACGAAAAAGGAAAAAGUAGCGCGAGCGCGUGAUAUGUUCUUCCAUAGUGGUGUACACUUCUUGCUUUAUUCGGAGCGCUAUCAUUUUUAUCAGCGAACACGAAUAAAGGGAAUCCGACAUUUGAUAAUGUAUCAACCGCCAAUGUGGCCGCAAUUAUAUUCAGAGAUGGUUAAUAUGAUGAAUGAUAGCAAUCAGAAUUCAGCCGAUGCAUUAGACGAUUCGAUGAGUAUAACUGUGCUGUAUACUAAAUAUGAUAUAAUACAAUUGAAUGCGAUACUCGGAACAGAGUCAGCGGCCGAAUUACAGAAUUCAAAUAAAACCACACAUAGUUUCACAAUUAAGUAA
Messenger RNA from Anastrepha obliqua, 2224 nucleotides. RefSeq names its product U3 small nucleolar RNA-associated protein 25 homolog. Gene Ontology annotation, molecular function: U3 snoRNA binding; rRNA binding. Gene Ontology annotation, biological process: maturation of SSU-rRNA from tricistronic rRNA transcript (SSU-rRNA, 5.8S rRNA, LSU-rRNA). Lineage: Eukaryota; Metazoa; Arthropoda; Insecta; Diptera; Tephritidae. Gene Ontology annotation, cellular component: small-subunit processome; nucleolus. The transcript has 3 exons. Bases 101 to 2224 code for a protein of 707 amino acids. The record is from RefSeq and is a predicted model, not a curated record.